This is a messenger RNA of Nyctereutes procyonoides (raccoon dog), 2410 nucleotides long. It is a transcript of the gene SMPD1, whose product is annotated as sphingomyelin phosphodiesterase 1. NCBI's taxonomy places the organism in Eukaryota, Metazoa, Chordata, Mammalia, Carnivora, Canidae. The record is from RefSeq and is a predicted model, not a curated record. Gene Ontology annotation, molecular function: acid sphingomyelin phosphodiesterase activity. The transcript is spliced from 6 exons. Gene Ontology annotation, cellular component: lysosome. Gene Ontology annotation, biological process: ceramide biosynthetic process; sphingomyelin catabolic process. The coding region runs from base 182 to 2053 and encodes 623 amino acids.
GAUCAGCUGCUGGCGAACAGAGGAAGAGGAAGGGGCGGAGCUGUCUUGCGGCCAGACGCGGAGCAGUCAGCCGACUGCCGCGGGGGCUAGCCAGCUGUCCCGGGCGCUGUCCGGUCCCUGAGAGCCGGCUCCGAGACGGCGGGGUCCGGGCAGCGAAGCAGCCUGCCUAGGAGCUCGCGCAAUGCCCCGCCACGCAGUAUCGCCCGGCCAGGGCCACCCCAGGUCCGGACGGGAGCCGGAAUCGGACCGGUCCCGGGGCUCCCCCAGACUGAGGCUCCUGUGGAUAGGCCUGGCGCUGGCCCUGCCGCACGCCCUGGUUCUCUGGGCCCCCGCCGGGGCGCACCCGCUCCCCCCCCAAAGCCAUCCCGCCAGGUUCGGGCGCUUAGUGCCCCAGCUCCGCAACGCCUUUGGGUGGUGGAACCUCACCUGCCCAGUCUGCAAAGGCUUGUUCACCGCCAUCGACUUCGGGCUGAAGAAGGAGCCUAGUGUGGCCUGGGUGGGCUCUAUGGCCACCAAGAUCUGCAAAGUGCUGAAAAUAGCACCGCCCACUGUGUGCCAGUCAGCUGUCCAGCUCUUUGAAGGUGACAUGGUGGAAGUGUGGACACGCUCGGUGCUGAGGCCAUCUGAGGCCUGUGGUCUGCUCCUGGGCUCCACCUGUGGGCACUGGGACAUCUUCUCAUCUUGGAACAUCUCUUUGCCAGCUGUACCAAAACCUUCCCCACAGCCACCCAAGCCCCCAGCCCCAGGUGCCCCCGUUAGUCGCAUCCUCUUCCUCACUGACCUGCACUGGGAUCAUGACUACCUGGAGGGCACAGACCCUAACUGUGAGAACCCACUGUGUUGCCGCCGGGAUUCUGGCCUGCCACCUGCCUCCCGCCCAGGUGCUGGAUACUGGGGAGAGUACAGCAAGUGUGACCUGCCCCUGCGGACACUGGAGAGCCUGUUGAGUGGGCUGGGCCCUGCUGGCCCCUUUGAUAUGGUGUACUGGACAGGAGACAUCCCAGCCCACAAUGUCUGGCACCAGUCACGUCAGGACCAGCUUCGGGCCCUAACCACCGUCACAGCCCUUGUGAAGAAGUUCUUGGGGCCAGUGCCUGUGUACCCUGCUGUGGGCAACCACGAGACCACCCCUGUCAAUGGCUUCCCUCCUCCCUUCAUAGAGGGCAAUUUCUCUUCCAGCUGGCUCUAUGAAGCAAUGGCCAAGGCAUGGGAGUCCUGGCUGCCUGCUGAAGCCCUUCACACCCUCAGAAUUGGGGGGUUCUAUGCCCUCUCCCCACGCCCUGGCCUCCGUCUCAUCUCUCUCAAUAUGAAUUUUUGUUCUCGUGAGAACUUCUGGCUCUUGAUCAACUCUACAGAUCCCGCUGGACAGCUCCAGUGGCUAGUGGGGGAGCUUCAGGCUGCUGAGGAUCGAGGAGACAAGGUACAUAUAAUUGGCCACAUACCCCCAGGGCACUGCCUGAAGAGCUGGAGCUGGAAUUAUUACCGGAUUGUAGCCAGGUAUGAGAACACCUUGGCUGGUCAGUUCUUUGGCCACACCCACAUGGAUGAGUUUGAGGUCUUCUAUGACGAGGAGACCCUGAGCCGGCCGCUAUCUGUAGCCUUCCUGGCGCCCAGUGCCACCACCUACAUCGGCCUUAAUCCUGGCUACCGUGUCUACGAGAUAGAUGGCAACUACCCGGGGAGCUCUCAUGUGGUCCUGGAUCAUGAGACCUACAUCCUGAAUCUGACACAGGCUAAUGAACCAGGAGCCGUGCCACGUUGGCAGCGUCUCUACAGGGCUCGAGAAACCUACGGACUGCCCAAUGCACUGCCUGCCGCCUGGCAUGACCUAGUGUACCGCAUGCGGGGUGACACGCAACUAUUCCAGACCUUCUGGUUUCUCUACCAUAAGGGCCACCCGCCCUCAGAGCCCUGUGGCAUGCCCUGUCGCCUGACUACUCUGUGCGCCCAGCUCUCAGCUCGCUCAGACAGCCCUGCUCUAUGUCGCCAUCUGGUGCCGGAUGGAAGCUUCCCUGAUGACCAGAGCCUGCAGCCAAGGCCACCUCUCUGUUAGGAGCCCCAGAGCCCACAGUUGGCAAAGUACAAAUCUUCAGAAAGGAGCAAAAACCCCAGAGGAUAGCUGUGGUAAGAAGAGUGGUGGAAGACCCCACCUCUGGGCCCCAAGAACACCAGGGAAAUAGGACCUUCUUUCAUGGAGCUCUGUCCGGGGCUCUGCCUCUGCCCAGCAUCUAAGCUGCUCUGGGACUACUGUCUUUCAUGGCUGUGGAGCAAAGGUCUAAGUUGGUAUGCCCCAGCAGACCAGACAGAAGCCGUCACUUCAGGCCUGUGCUGGCCAGCCAGGAACCCUGUACUGCUGCUGUUGCCUGGUUGCCAGGCUGUUAAAAUAAAGAUAAGAGACUUGGACUCCAGA